Messenger RNA from Camelina sativa (false flax), 1283 nucleotides. Its product is annotated as vesicle-associated protein 1-2. NCBI's taxonomy places the organism in Eukaryota, Viridiplantae, Streptophyta, Magnoliopsida, Brassicales, Brassicaceae. Gene Ontology annotation, biological process: endoplasmic reticulum membrane organization. Gene Ontology annotation, cellular component: plasma membrane; endoplasmic reticulum membrane. The record is from RefSeq and is a predicted model, not a curated record.
GAUCGAAGACAUACGUUGCUGCUGUCCCACGUUGUUCUUCUUCUUCUUCUUUCUUUUGUCUACGUGUUUUACUCUCUCUCUCUCUCUGUUGUUUGACGACCACCGGAGAACAGAGUCACCGCACCAAAUAUUCAUUUUGGCUUCUUAAAGAUUUGAUUUUUAUUUUCUUCGUUAUUAAUCAAUUGAAUCGAGAAUAAAAACAUCCCCCGGCGAUCUCAUCAGAAAUGAGUAACGAGCUUCUCACCAUCGAUCCUGUCGACCUUCAGUUCCCUUUUGAAUUGAAGAAGCAGAUCUCUUGUUCUCUCUAUCUUGGUAACAAGACUGACAAUUAUGUCGCCUUCAAGGUUAAGACGACGAAUCCAAAGAAGUAUUGCGUUAGGCCUAAUACCGGUGUUGUUCAUCCCAGAUCCUCUUCUGAAGUCUUAGUGACCAUGCAAGCUCAAAAGGAAGCUCCUGCUGAUAUGCAGUGUAAAGACAAGUUCUUGCUUCAAUGUGUAGUCGCUAGUCCCGGAGCCACCCCCAAGGAUGUUACUCAUGAGAUGUUUAGCAAAGAGGCAGGGCAUCGAGUUGAGGAGACUAAAUUGAAAGUUGUAUAUGUUGCUCCACCACGACCACCAUCACCCGUUCGAGAAGGAUCUGAAGAGGGCUCCUCACCUAGGGCUUCUGUCUCUGAUAAUGGCAAUGCUUCUGACUUCACUGCUGCUCCAAGAUUUAGCGCGGACAGGUUUGAUGCUCAGGAUAACUCAUCUGAGGCAAGAGCACUCGUCACAAGACUAACCGAGGAAAAGAAUUCUGCGCUUCAACUGAACAACAGGCUUCAACAAGAAUUGGAUCAGUUGCAGCGGGAAAGCAAGAGAAGUCAGAGUGGGGGAAUCCCAUUAAUGUACGUUCUUCUGGUCGGACUAAUCGGUCUAAUCAUGGGAUACAUUAUGAAGAGCACAUGAUCUUAUCCGUUUCGAAAACCCCACAAGUCUCAAAGUGCUUAAACAGCAUCGACAUAGAAAGAAAAAAUUGUGUUGAGGAGGGAGGACACAUCAUCUUCUCUUCUGUCUUUAUCGUCGUCUUCACAUGAAAAAUCUCAACUUAGAACGUUUAGAGGAUUUUAUUUGCGUUUUCGUUAAAGACUUAGAAUUUUUUACACAUGCGCCUUUUGUUUACCUCUUUUUUCUACUCAAAGACUCUUGUUUGUUUGUUUCUCUUCUCUCCACUAACUCCUUUCUCUAUCUUAGUCACAUCUUUGUAAUGUUUUCCUUAAAACAAAUAAAUAAAUGUUACUCUGUUUA